CACGGCUGCACUCCUCAUCCGAAAAUCAAUACUGUCACGAUGCCGAUCAAUGCAGUUGGCAUUAUCGGCAUGGGCGAGAUGGGCCGACUGUAUGCCGACUGGAUUAGCAAGAGAACAGAGCACCAGCAGCAGCAGGACGACGAGGAGAUCACGGUGCACUGCUGCGAUGUGCCAGAGCGGUACGACGAGCUCUGCGCAGCGUAUGCGGACAGUCCACGGGUGCGUGUGCACCGCGACGGGUUUGCAGUGGUGCGCCAGUGCGGCCUCGUGAUGUACUCGGUCGAGACGGCCAACAUGGACCGGGUGGUCGGGCUGUACGGGCCGGCAACGCGCGUCGGGGCGAUCGUCGCGGGCCAAACCUCCGUCAAGGCGCCCGAGAUUGCCGCGUUCGAGCGCCACCUGCCGAGCGACGCGCACAUUGUGACGUGCCACUCGCUGCAUGGGCCGCGGGUGUCGCCGCGCGGGCAGACGAUGGUCGUCAUCCGGCACCGCUGCGACAAGGACGACGUGUUUCGUGACGCGCUCGCCGUGUUCCGACGACUCGAGUCCAACAUGGUCGAGAUGAGCGCAGAGACCCACGAUCGCAUCACGGCAAACACACAAGUCAUCUCCCACCUCGGAUUCCAGGCAAUGGGCACCGCGUGGCGCUCCGUCGGCGUCUACCCGUGGGAGCAGCAGCGCUACUUGGGCGGAAUCGACAAUGUCAAGAUUCUCAUGUGUCUGAGAAUCUUUGCCGCCAAGCCACACAUUUACUCGGGGCUCGCCAUGCAAAACCCGCAGGCUCGGUACCACGUCGAGCAGUACGUGCGCUCGGUCAGUGAGCUCUUCCGGCUCAUGAUUCAAGAACGCCAGCAGGAAUUCACCGCUCGUAUUUAUGCGGCGCGUGCUGCGGUCUUUGGCAGAGUGUUGAACGAGUCAGAUGCUGGCACUCCAUCAAGAUCGGCAAAUGUUGAAGCAUGCACCACGGAACAAACACCGGCAUCGUCAAAUCCGCCAGCAGUUGCUUCCAGCUCCACCUCCACGCGCGCCCUCUUGCUGCCCGAUGCCAUCUUGGCCGAAUACGGACUUGGCCGGAUACCGGCAAGCGAGCGCACGCCCAACUCGCACCUGUCCUUGCUUGCCAUGGUCGACGCGUGGUAUGCGAUGAAAGUAAACCCGUACGAUGACUUGGUUUGUCAAACACCCGUCUUUCGACUGCGUCUGGGCAUUGCCGAGUAUCUAUUCUGCGACAAGGAGCUGCUCGACGAGUCGAUCGCUGCCGCCUUGUUCAACAAGUCCAUCCGCGGAGACGACAUGGAAUUUUUUGCUGCAGUGCGCGAAUGGGCCACCAUCAUCUUGAACGGAGAUUUGCGGGGCUACGAGGACCACUUUUUACGCGUGCGUCAAUUCUUUGAGAGCCGGCUCCAGGAUGGAUUCAAGGCCAGUUGCGUGCUCAUCGAUCGCCUGGCAUCCACUUCAGCCACACCCAAUUUGCAGUCAGGGCACAAACAGUCAUAGAGUGCAAAAAUGUAGUGUGAAUACAGUUGGAC
Messenger RNA from Capsaspora owczarzaki ATCC 30864, 1529 nucleotides. Its product is annotated as prephenate dehydrogenase. Gene Ontology annotation, biological process: L-tyrosine biosynthetic process. Gene Ontology annotation, molecular function: prephenate dehydrogenase (NAD+) activity; NAD+ binding; prephenate dehydrogenase (NADP+) activity. Bases 40 to 1497 code for a protein of 485 amino acids. NCBI's taxonomy places the organism in Eukaryota, Filasterea, Ministeriida, Capsasporidae. The transcript has a single exon. The record is from RefSeq and is a predicted model, not a curated record.